AUGGCGGAUGUCCCGUGUGUUAUAAUCAAGAGAUGUAAUUCAGACUGGAGCUGUUGUGGUAUCGUUUUAGACAGUAACAACGGUAUUUUGUUAACAGUUGCGUCUUUAUUUGGUGAUACUUUGCAUCAAAAUGAAAGGCAGCGGACAAUUUCCGAGGAUUCCCCCAUCCUUGUCAGUUCAAUGUCACCAAAUGAUGAAAUCGCUGUCGAGGUUAUCUUUCGAAGUCACACAGACGAAGAAUUUAGAACAUUCGAAGGCUACGUUAUCUUGUUUUGGAGAGAUUACGGACUUAAGAGAAUUACUGAACUUAUUUUUCCAACAUCAGAAUGGAAAUUCGAACUAUUUGGUCAUGAUCAGAAAUGUUUUCAAGGAGCCUCAGAUGAAGAACAUGGGAACGACACGUCCCAGCUGCAUCAGACCGCCCUAUCAGAUUUUGCUCUGAUCAAAGUGAAAAAUCCUGAGAAUUUCUGCUCAUCUUACAGUUUGGUUAAUCUAAGAACGCUGCGUGGCCUUGAAAACCCUAAAAUAGGCGACUCUUUGUGUGUUAUUGGCACACCUUUCGGGUGUGAAUGUCCCCAAGUUUUCUACAACAGCGUUUCUAAAGGGAUCGUGUCUAAUGUCCUGGGACAGAACAAUGAAAUGAUCAUCACUGAUGCCCGUUGUAUUCCAGGCUGUGAAGGAUGCGCUUUGUACACUUUGAACCAAAAACCUGGAUUCUUGAAUGGCAGAGAUCUUUAUGGAAUCGUUCUUGCACCGUUUUGUUGGCGGAACGGCGAGUGGAUCGGAAUAACUUUAGCAUGUUCACUGUGGUAUAUAAUACAUAACUUGUCACAACUAUUGAAGGGGAACAUAUCUUUGAUUCCACUCAAGUCAAUGGAAAUUCUAGCCAAUGUGUUAGACUUCCAGGUCAAAAUACAGUCUCAGCAGAAUGUCAUUACAGAAGAUAACAUGCUUGUUUACAAAGGCACCCACUCAACUGUCAUACAUGUAGAUCAAGACAGUUCUAACCUUCAGGACAUAAUAAAGAUAGCUCUUUCAAGUGUUGUAAUGGUUCAGUGUGGUAACAGAUGGGGCUCAGGUGUUAUAAUUGAUAGUGAAGAUGGUCUCAUCGUAACCUGUAGUCAUGUGGUUAAAGAUUGUCAGAACCCCCUUAUUGUGACAGGAAGCAGUAAUACUGUACAGUGUUUCAGGGACAAGGACAAAGUCAAGCUAUCUGGGAAUUAUGACCACAUUGCUCAUCAGAAAGUACAAGUUCUCUUUGCCACUCAAGAAGAAUGCCCUUUAGAUUUUGCUUUGUUGAAAAUGCAACUGAAUCAACAGUUAAGACCUCUUAGACCAAGACUAGAGACUGAUCUUGAGUGGAGAAAAUCUCCAAAAUCUUUUGCCAAACAUCGUUACAAGAAAGGCGAGGAUGUCCUUGUAAUUGGUUUUCCACUGUUUGCAAGCCACUUGAACACAGGAGCAUCAGUUGUUUCUGGGGUAAUAUCAAACAUUGGGCAUGUUCAGAAACAGACUGUGUUACUUCAGUCAACUGCAGCAGUUCACUGUGGUACAAGUGGAGGGGCACUGGUGUCUGCUGAGACUGGGGAACUGUUAGGAAUGAUAACAAGUCAUGUGAAAGAUGCAAACAUGUCCUGUACCUUCCCUCAUGUGAACUUUAGCAUUCCAGCUGACUUACUGUAUCAACUAGUUUCAUCAGUAAAGGAUGGGACAAUUGAAAAUACUCUGCAAGCUCUAGUCUCAAAUGACUUGAAAAAUAUAUGGCAAUUAGAAAAAAAUCUUGCUGACAAGCCUCAAAUUAUUAGCAAGCUGUAA
Messenger RNA from Pocillopora meandrina, 1815 nucleotides. The record is from the annotation of a GenBank genome assembly. NCBI's taxonomy places the organism in Eukaryota, Metazoa, Cnidaria, Anthozoa, Scleractinia, Pocilloporidae.